This is a messenger RNA of Paramecium tetraurelia, 1449 nucleotides long. RefSeq lists its product as uncharacterized. Lineage: Eukaryota; Ciliophora; Oligohymenophorea; Peniculida; Parameciidae. Gene Ontology annotation, molecular function: protein binding. The record is from RefSeq and is a predicted model, not a curated record. The transcript has 13 exons.
AUGUAUAAUUUCUUAGCUAAUACUUUAUUUAAAAUGAAUAGAUUCGAAGAAGCUUUGGAAAAUUUUGAUACAGCUAUUUCUAAUAACCCAGAAAACUCUAACUUUUUUCACAACAAAGCCGUUACUUUAUAUAAAAUGGAUAGAUUCGAAGAAGCUUUGUUAAAUUAUGAUUUGGCAAUUUAAAAAUACCCAGAAAAUUCAAGACAUUAUAAUGGAAAAGCUGUUACUUUAUAAAAAAUGGAUAGAUUCAAAGAAGCUUUAUAAAAUUAUGAUUUAGCAAUCUCAAACAAUCCAGAAGACUCCAUUUUUGUCCAUAACAAAGCCGUUGCUUUAUUUGAAUUGAAUAGAUUCGAAGAAGCUUUGGAAAAUUUUGAUUCAGCAACUUAGAAAAGCCCAGAAGAUUAUAACUUUGUCCACAACAAAGCCAUUACUUUAUAUAAAAUGAAUAGAUUGAACGAAGCUUUGGAAAGUUUUGAUUCAGCAAUUUAAAAGAACCCAGAAGAUUCAAUGAAUUAUAACGGAAAAGCUCAUACUUUAUAUAAACUGAAUAGAUUCGAUGAGGCUUUGGAAAAUUAUGAUUCAGCAAUUUAAUCAAAUCCAAAAAUUUCUGAGUUUUACUACAACAAAGCUAAUACGUUAAAAAGUAUGAAUAGGUUAUAAGAAGCUUUGGAAAAUUUUGAUUCAGCUAUUUAGAUAUAACCAGACGAUUCAAGAUAUUAUAAUGCCAAGGCGGAUACAUUAUAUAUUAUGAAUCGAUUAGUUGAAGCAUUGGAAAAUUUUGAUUAAGCAAUUUAGAAAAACCCAAUGCUUUGUUAUCAUUACAGCAAUAAAACUGAAGUUUUAUUCACAAUGCGAAGAAUUGAAGAAGCUAUGAUAUAUUGUAAUUCAGCAAUACAUGCAAAAAAUUUACACUCAACUAUAUUGAAUAAUAGUAUCCACUAAAAGGAUACAAAUGAGGAAGCUUUGGAAUAUCACGAUUUUGAGAUUCAAAAAAAUCCAGAAAAUUCUAAGUAUUAUUAUAACAAAGGUAUAAUUACAUCUAAUGUUGUAGCCAACACAUUAGUCAAAAUGAAUCGAUUAGAGGAAGCGUUAGAAUAUUAUGAUUUAGCCAUCUUGAAAAACCCAGGAGGUUCUAGGUAUCACAAUAGUAAAGGUGAUACCUUAGAUAAAUUGAAUAGAUUUGAGGAAGCAUUAAGAUAUUAUGAUUCAGCUAUAAAUAUUAACUCUAAUUAUUCGCUCUAUUACUUUAACAAAGCUAUUACUUUAAUAAAAUUGAAUAGAUUUGAAGAAGCAUUGAAAUUUCAUGAUGUAGCAAUUUAAAAAGAUCCUGAAUAUUCAAGUUAUUACAAUAGUAAAGCUCUUACCUUAAUCAAAUUGAAUAGAUUUAAAGAAGCAUCAGAAUGCUAUGAUUUGUGGAAAUAACUAAUGACACAUAAAGCCAUUAAUUGA